Molecule: messenger RNA, 2672 nt
Organism: Schizosaccharomyces octosporus yFS286
Lineage: Eukaryota; Fungi; Ascomycota; Schizosaccharomycetes; Schizosaccharomycetales; Schizosaccharomycetaceae
Exons: 2
Coding region: 900-2069 (389 amino acids)
Source: RefSeq, a predicted model, not a curated record
GAUGAUUUGAGUAUCCAUUUUUAAUCACCUUGCUAGUUGUUCUUGACUAUAGUCGAAGAGAAGGUCAAAUUGAAAGAAAAAAAAGAUUCUAAGUAAAAUUAAACUCCUUUCAUUUCAUGUAAUCCAUCUGACUUAAGUUAUAUGGUAUUUACGAACGCUUCUUUUCUAAAUAAGUCGCAUUGGUUUACGUAAGUCUCUUACAACUCUGUCAUGUAGUACGCUUAGCAUACAAUAGGAAGUAUAAGCAAAAGCACUUGAUUUCUAUCCUCGUUUAGGCCUUGCCGAGUUCUGGCGCUGUAUUCGAUUGUCUUCUCCAUCGGCCGCUAACUUUAUGUUUGUUCGGCUCAUUCGGUUCUAAAAUAAAAAAGCGGCCGACUUUUUUUUUUGCCUUACAACUUAACCCUUCCAGAUCGAACAUAACUUCUUAAUAUAGUCUUAUGCCAAGAAGGGAAAACUAGUUUCAUUCUAUCCCAAGGGAAGUCUUGUUAUUAGGUAACUCUGUUCAUUCUUCAUUGAUGCACUGGAAAAGUUAAUAAAGGAUUAGUUGAUGAGGGAUAAAGCUCUACAUAACGUUUCAACUUCUUUCUAUUAUAUUCACUUGUUUUUCUAUUAACUGUCGUUUAUUUUGUUGCUUGCGCUUUCUAUUUUUUUGGGGGGGUAUUGCUUACUAUCUUUACUUCAUUCAUUGUAGUCUUUUAUUUGCAUUCAUUGUUUCUUUCCUUUCUUUUCUUUUUUAUUAUUCUCUUUUGGUUUGCCUGUCUGUUUGGUUUAUUUUCCUUUGGUUUGGCUUUUGCAGUGAAUUUCGAUUUUAGGCUGCGUCUGUAAUUUCGUUUCUUUUAUUUUUCUUUCUAUCUUUAUUUUAUGAAUGGAAGUUCUUUUGUUUUUCGGUCUUGGCAAUUAUGAAUCUUAAAGUCUUAAAUCGAGCGCUUGAUCACCCUACAUACGAUUCGGAGGAGGAGGAACAUCAUGCUGAAUUAUCAAACUAUAUUCCUUCUUCACAAUUAGUCUUACGUGAAGAAGACUUUUGUAGUGUUUGGAAGAGUUCUAAUUGUCAUGAGUCUACUCCUUCUCUUUCUAGGGGAGACCUGACUCGUCAACUAUUGCGAGAUACGAUGAUCCCAGUUCCUUCAAAGUUUAGUAAGUAUCAUAAGGGACUUCUUAGCAAAAAUUCGAAUAAAAAUCUCCUUCGCGCUGACCUAAAUUCGAUGUUAUCGCUGUCUUCUCAACCAUUACACAAUGAUGAUGAAUUCGCAUUUCCUUUCGGUUUUCAACAUUUAGCAAGUAAUUCUGCUUCUACUUCAACAAACAACUAUCGAAAACACCUUGCUUUGGAUAAUCCUUGCAAUUUUAACUCUCGUGCUCGUGGUUUGACGAACCGUAAAUUAGAUUCUGAGAUUAAUCGGACAUCUAGUAAGUCAUCAAAUUAUUUUCUUAAUUUUGUGACUUCCAAAGCUAUAAAAGGUGCUCAUAAUUGUUUAGUGUUCGAAGCCGCUGACAACGAUCAUCCGCUUGCUACAGCGUUGGAAUCAAAUCAUCGAGUUCUUCCUGUUCCUUCUUAUCCUUCCUCUUUUCCUUCGGGUCCUUCAAACUCCUGCGGAAAGAGUACUUGUACGUCUCGCAACACAAAACCCUUACGCAAGAGGUCUUUGUUGUCCGAUUUAUCAAUUGUCAGUGUUAAGUUUAGGGAAAAAAUUUCUUUUUUUACUUCUAGUAUCUUUGGUAUUAUGUAUCCAAAGCACAUUUCUAAGGAACAGGUCGCAAACUCAACCGUUGCGAGUCCAAAUGGUAGGACAGAGCUGGAUAAAGACAACAUGUGUAUGGAGAAUUGUAUUUUGCAUACCUUUUCUUCAUCCGAUACACCCUUAAUUCCAUGGCAUGAAGUUCUUGCACGUAGAGAGGUUCGUCGUCCACGUUUAAAUUCGGACUUUUUUCGGGUCUACGUGCUGGAAAGACAAAUGCGUAAAGCUGGAAAGCUGUCUUCAAAUUCCGCUGGUCGAGCCCAAUUUAUAUCUCAUCCCAAGCCCAAUAUGAUAAAUAUGUUUUCAAGUCCUUUACAGAUUCAGCUAUGAGUUCCUUUUCUUUCCUAUAUUCUAUUCCGUUUAAUCUGGGCCGUGCUCGACGCCUCAGCAGUACUGUAUCAAUAAUCUGGUUUUGGUUGUUUGAUUUAUCUUUAUUCCAUUCUUUUGUUUUGUUUUAUUUCGGAUUUCGUUUUGGCGUUUCCUUCUUCGUUAUACUUUAGGAGCUCUCACUUUUGAUAUUUACUCUUGCAAGAGCUCCCUUUGUUUACUUCUGUUCUGUGUUUUUUGUUACAAAUUUCCUAUGUUGAUUUAUCUAUUUACGACUUAAAUUCCUUGGUUUCGAUACGUAUCAUGUUAUAACAAUUUUCUAAUACUUAAAUUCUUUAUAUUCGCUGAGCCUCUCUUACAAUGUACAUGUGUAAAUGCUGGUCUGGAUUGGCUUUAUUAUGGCUAGUAGUAAAUUAUAUUGUAGGAGUGAAUCGAGGACCAUUCCAAAGCAUAAACUAAACUAUAUAAUGUUUCUCCACCCGCAUACGGUACAUAUUUUUAUUCACUGAUCAAGCUAGGAACUCAUCUCAUAUCUGUUAAGCAAACGUAUUGAAAUUGCAGAUAUCUUAAAGCGAUGCAACGUUUGGCAUUACGAACGACUUCUGA